This is a messenger RNA of Rhineura floridana, 2710 nucleotides long. RefSeq names its product zinc finger protein ZFP2-like. NCBI's taxonomy places the organism in Eukaryota, Metazoa, Chordata, Lepidosauria, Squamata, Rhineuridae. Bases 367 to 1596 code for a protein of 409 amino acids. Gene Ontology annotation, molecular function: DNA-binding transcription repressor activity, RNA polymerase II-specific. The transcript has 2 exons. The record is from RefSeq and is a predicted model, not a curated record. Gene Ontology annotation, biological process: negative regulation of transcription by RNA polymerase II.
GAUGUGCAGAAGAAGGAAGCGGCUCCUCUGGCGGACUCUCCAAGGUCCACGUGCCCAGAGCCAGCCUCUGGCCGACCGCGCAGGGCUCGGGUUCCGGAGCAGAGCCGGAUUGCUCCCCAGUCCCGCCCGUGAAGAAGCCUCUCUCGGCUGGCAGCUCCGGGAGAGCGCAGCGCAAGCGAGGACGGAGCGCCUCCCCUCCCUCUCCGUGGGAAGCAGCCGAGGAGCUCCAGCCACUUUCAGGGUUAACAAAGGACAACGGAGCGGAAGGAAAGAGCGCAAAGGAGGGAGGGACGUCCCUUUCCUGCCCCGCCUCUCGGCGAGAAAAGCAGGUGGAAGCGCCGGAGGAGCCCCUCUUUGCGCGCAGCGAUGAUGGCGAGCGGGGCUGCGCGGGGGGAGCCUCGAGACAAAGGAUACAUCUGGGGAGUCAAGGCUGAGGGAGAACCAUCUGAAGUAUCACUGGAAAAAGCUGAGGAGCAGAUGCAGGAGCAGAAACUGAGGAGUCAAGAUGGAGCAAAGAGACAAGAAGAGCGACAGACGCACACAGGGGACAAACCUCAUAUAUGCUUGGAGUGUGGAAAGUGCUUCAGGUGGAGUAGUGCCCUUACGGUUCAUCAAAGAAGUCACAUAGGGGACAAACCUUAUCAAUGCUUCGAGUGUGGAAAGAGCUUCAGUCGGAGUAGCCACCUUACUUCGCAUCAAAGAACUCACACAGGAGACAAACCUUAUACAUGCUUUGAGUGUGGAAAGAGCUUCAGUCAGAGUAGCACCCUUAUCUUGCAUCACAAAACUCAUACAGGGGACAAACCUUAUAAAUGUUGCGAGUGUGGAAAGACCUUCAGUGGGAGUAGCAACCUUAGUAAACAUGAAAGAACUCACACAGGAGACAAACCUUAUAAAUGCUUGGAGUGUGGAAAGAGCUUUAGUCAGAGUGGCCAACUUACUUCACAUCAAAGAACUCACUCAGGAGACAAACCUUAUCAAUGCUUCGAGUGUGGAAAGAGCUUCAGUCGGAGUAGCACCCUUACUUCGCAUCAAAGAACUCACACAGGGGACAAACCUUAUCAAUGCUUGCAGUGUGGAAAGAGCUUCAGUCAGAGUAGCCACCUUACUUCGCAUCAAAGAACUCAUACAGGGGACAAACCUUAUACAUGCGUCAAGUGUGGAAAGAGCUUUAGUCAGAGUGGCACCCUUACUUUGCAUCAAACAACUCACACAGGAGACAAACCUUAUACAUGCUUUGAGUGUGGAAAGAGCUUCAGUCAGAGUAGCACCCUUAUCUUGCAUCACAAAACUCAUACAGGGGACAAACCUUAUAAAUGUUGCGAGUGUGGAAAGACCUUCAGUGGGAGUAGCAACCUUAGUAAACAUGAAAGAACUCACACAGGAGACAAACCUUAUAAAUGCUUGGAGUGUGGAAAGAGCUUUAGUCAGAGUGGCCAACUUACUUCACAUCAAAGAACUCACUCAGGAGACAAACCUUAUCAAUGCUUGGAGUGUGGAAAGAGCUUCAGUCAGAGUAGCACCCUUAGUUUGCACCACAAAACUCACACGGGACAAACGUUGCAAAUGCUUGCAGUGUGGAAAGAGCUUCAGUGACAGUAGCCAACUUAGUUCGCAUCUCAAAAGUCAUAUAAGAGACAAACCUUAUAAAUGCUUCAACUGUGGAAAAAGGUUCAGUUGGAGUAGCCAUCUUACUUCGCAUGUUAGGCUGACUGGUCUGUAGUUCUCCGGUUCCUCCUUCUUGCUGUUUUUGAAGAUAGGGACAACAUUAGCUCUUCUCCAGUCAUCCGGCACUUCACCGGUCCUCCAUGAUUUCGCAAAGAUAAUAGAGAGCGGUAUUGAGAGUUCUUCAGCCAGUUCCUUCAAUACUCUAGCAUGCAGUUUAUUGACUUGAAGGCACAUUACAACAACAACAUUACAUUUUGCAGUUUAUCUGGCCCUGCUGAUUUGAACUUGUUCAAAGUGAUUAGGUAUUCCUUGACCAUUUGUCUAUCAAUCUCAAGCUCCAAUCCUGCCCCUUCUACUUCAUGUUUCCCGGGAGGGUCACAGACCCUUUUUUGGGGGAGAAGACUGAGCCAAAGUAGGAAUUGAGCACUUCUGCCAUUUCUUUGUCAUCUGUUACCAUUUUGCCAUCCUCAUUGAGUAGCUGUGCCACCAUUUCUUUUCUCUGUCUUUUACUAUGGACGUACCUGAAGAAAGCCUUUUUGUUGCUUUCAGCAUCCCUCGCUAGCCUCAGCUCAUUCUCAGCUUUAGCCUUCCUUCCACCAUCCUGGCAAUUCCGUGAUAGCUGCCUGUACUCUGCGGCCUGGCCUUCUUUCCACUUUCUGUAUGUGUCCUCUUUUGUUUCCAGGUAAUCUCUAAGCUUUUGGUGAAGCCACAUUGGCUUCUUCUGCUGUUUCCCCCAUUUUUCCUUGUUGGAAUUCCUUGCCAUUGUGCUUUUAAAAUUUCCGUUUUAGAAACUCCCACACAUCUUGGACUCCUUUUCUCAUAAGGGUGGCUUGCCAUGGCACGGCAGUGACAAUUGUUCUGAGUUUAUUAAAAUCAGCUUUCCUGAAGUCUGAUCUGCGGUAUGCACUCCAGUUGAGCUUCUAAUAUAGUGUUUUUAAACAACUUCCAAGCAUUUUCGAGUGAUGUGACCCUCUGGACUUUGUUUUUCAGCUUUCUUUUUACCAAUCCCCUCAUUUUUGUGAAGUUUCCUCUUUUGAAGUCA